CAUGCGACGCUGAGUCGACUUGCGAAACAUGGCGGAGGCACUUUCCAUCAAUUGAGCUUGCACUCCGGAUACUUCAGGUCAAUUGGAAUCCCAGAUGACAUGAAGAACAUUCUUACCGUCCGGAGGCCUUCGCCAACUACCGUGCUAUACAAAGUCUCGACUCGCUCGGCAAACAACGCAUACCCAGCCCAAGUCCGUCGCAUCCUCAUAGGACUGGUUAGAAUACUCCUAGGCCUAUCAAUAACAUGUGUCCUGGUCGCCAAAGCAUACACAUCCGCUACACCGCGCUGGAAGAGCCACUCUGACUAUGCUUCAACCUUUUUACCACCUGGUCUGGCGCAGAUCUCGAAUUCCUCGGCGGCUGGCAUAUCCUGGAUGUAUCUGGCUCCUGUCAGUCUGGCACUGUUUUCUGUCAUACUGAGGAAAGGCUAUACUACUGAAUCUUUGCUGGUCAUCCGAGGGAUGGGUGUGCAGACGACGACGAGUAGUCCCACGUAUUUGAGUACUGCGACGACAAGAUUCAUUCCUACGAACAUGAUCCAGGACAUUUUCAUUCAUGAGGCAUUCAAAGGAUUCGAAGUGAGAUUCUAUCUCUCUAUUGUGGUUGAAGGCGAGCAUGAUGUCGUUGUGGUGUUCCCGGUAAGUUUACUGAGAUUCAUAUAACAAUCUCAAUGCUAACACUUUCCGACAGAGCAUUCUCCCGAAAAGAAAAAUACUAGAAGA
Molecule: messenger RNA, 723 nt
Organism: Aureobasidium subglaciale EXF-2481
Lineage: Eukaryota; Fungi; Ascomycota; Dothideomycetes; Dothideales; Saccotheciaceae
Exons: 1
Coding region: 100-663 (187 amino acids)
Biological process (GO): GPI anchor biosynthetic process
Cellular component (GO): glycosylphosphatidylinositol-N-acetylglucosaminyltransferase (GPI-GnT) complex
Source: RefSeq, a predicted model, not a curated record